Haliotis rubra (blacklip abalone) is the source of this 3112-nucleotide messenger RNA. RefSeq names its product probable ubiquitin carboxyl-terminal hydrolase MINDY-4. Gene Ontology annotation, molecular function: cysteine-type deubiquitinase activity; K48-linked deubiquitinase activity. Gene Ontology annotation, biological process: protein K48-linked deubiquitination. NCBI's taxonomy places the organism in Eukaryota, Metazoa, Mollusca, Gastropoda, Lepetellida, Haliotidae. The record is from RefSeq and is a predicted model, not a curated record.
CCAAAGGGAUUCUAAAGUCGCACUCGGUUAAGUACAAUUGAUGUGUGAUUUGUGUUCAUGUUUACAACAUGAGUUGGUUAAUCAAUAAGAUAUGAAUGACGCUUUCUUAUUUGUCAUAUAUUAUGGUUAAAGGCAUUAUGUGUUAAAUAUGUUAUUCCGCUUUCGGAAAGCGAUCCGCUUUUUGUAGUAUCUAAGGAACUCAAUUUGUUUCAAAAUGGCCGAAAACGGAUGACAUGUGAGGCACACAUAGUAAUUUGCUUAUUUUGUACGCAAAACCCUGACAAUUAUCUCAACCACAGGAAUGGCAUUAUCAAAUGGUUUCAUUGAGGAUAUUUCAGCAUCGCUUGUAAGGGAAUACCUCAGUCGGAAGGGUCUCAAAACAACUCUACAAGUGAUGGAUGAGGAGAUGCCGAGGACAGGAAGCAGCAUCAGCAACAGGCAGGCACUCAUGAAGGAAAUUAAGAUAGAAAAACUAAUGAAGAAAAACAAGGAUACGGAUCCACCCCUACGUACAAUGAUUGAAGUCAUGUCCAGAUUCUUCAUGGAGAAAGGUGCCACUGUCAGGGACUCCCCAAGUCUUGGUCUACCAGCAGCAGACUGUCCUUCACCUUUGUCACAGCCCGCCAAGUCUCUCACAUCACCUCGCUCAGGGUCAAGGUCAUCCAAUUCAUCCAGUGGCAGUGAGGUCAUGAUGACAUCAAAAGCCAGACCAUCCACAACACAGUUUAAGAGUCGAAAAUGCAACGACCACGCUGACCUUGUGAUAGAAGAUGAUGUUGAGAGUGAGACCCUUCUGGGGGAAGGGAAGUCUGGUAUUUUCUCCAACGAGAUGUCGGAACCGGAGCCAGUGCCACGCCCACAAACCAGACCCCUUUCAUCGAAACGAAGGCCCAUGUCAGGGGCUAUUUUGAGUAAUCUGGAUGAUGCCAAUCGCAGAAGAAAUCCAAAGCCUCGAUUCACGAACAGCACCCAGUCCCGUCCAGUUGCCACCUUGCCCACCGUUUCAUCCAACUCUAGUCUGGAGGAUAGGCCCGACCCUCUGCUACCAGAACCUACCACCAACUCCUACACACCUAAGUCGCGUAUACACCAGGAACCAAAACCAGUCAGUCGAGUUGACAAUGACACUGAAGCCAGGCACUCGCGGAGUCGUGUUUCUAUCGAGGAUGUUUUGGAGAAGAGCUCGGAGAGGCUGGACCAGAUCAGUCGGAGGAAAUCACAGACUGAGAUGGUGGAGCAGAAGAAGAGCUACAGUGUCGAUAUGUCCAGUAUGUCUCGUGAUCGCCCCAAAAGUCGGACAUCAUCACGAUCCAGCGAACCUGUUAAAACCUUAGUAGGAGAUGUGGAAUUUGGUGAUAUGGACGACCUGGAGAAUGAAGUGAGUGACCUUCACCUUGGUCCUACUUCAUCGAUAUUAAAGCCAAAUAACAACAGGAUGAAGAUAAACACCAGCAAGCUGGACUCCACACCCAUCGACACGAAAACCUGCCGUGGUAGGAUCAUAAGUUUUGUGGCCCUGAAGGUGUUGAUUCAUGGUACAGCAACCCUUGGCUUCAAUGACGAGUGGUUCUACCAGAGUCUGGGCUUCUGUGAUAUGCCAGAGUUGCAGUAUGGGAUUGUACAGAAGAAGGGUGGUCCGUGUGGAGUGAUGGCCUCCAUCCAGGCUUGUAUGCUGCAGGAGAUGCUGUUCGGGGAACAGAAGCUGACACACAACAAAUGUCUGGACCCCUCGAGAAGUGAAAGGUCCAACUUCCUGGCUCGGGCUCUCAGUCAUAUACUGUGGCGGGCUGGGGAUUGUAAGAAGGCUAUCGUAUCAAUGCCCUCAGGGAGACCCCACGUUCUCGCCAGUGCUAAAUUCAAACAUGACAACCUCACAGAAACACUGACACUUUAUACUUUCACCAAAUAUGAUGAACUGCUGAGUUUUAUUAAACAGUCUGUAUCUCAGUUCGAGCUUGACGGCAACAACGGGGUGAUACUGGUGCUAUACUCGGCCCUGCUUUCAAGAGGGCUGGACAGAGUUCGUGAUGACCUGGAUGAGCCUGAGGGGAAACUGAUGGCAGCCCAUGGAUACUGCACUCAGGAAAUGGUAAACUUGCUGCUGACCGGCCGAGCUGUGGCUAACGUGUUUAAUGAUGUCAUGGAGCUGGACUCCGGGAAUGACCAGGUCACCAUCCUCAAAGGCAUACACGCACGCUCGGAUAUUGGAUUCCUGUCCUUGUUUGAACACUACAAGUCUUGCAAGGUGGGGACGUACUACAAGACCCCCAAGUUCCCAAUCUGGGUUGUGUGCAGUGAGAGUCACUUCAGCGUGUUGUUCAGUAUCCGAAGAGAGCUGAUCAGUGACUGGAAGGCCGAGCGUAGGUUUGACCUCUACUACUACGACGGCCUUGCUCGACAACAGGAGCAGAUUAAACUAACUGUGGAUACGUCGAGUAGAUUCUUCAAGCCACCUUCUGAUGAGGAGCUAGUUCCUCCGCUGGACCACUGUGUACGCACAAAAUGGGCCGAUGCUGAAGUGGACUGGAAUGGCUAUGAGCCUAUUCUCUAGCCAUCCAACAAUGAACCUACUGCUGAACGUAGGCAUAUUUCAGCCAACAGGCACCAGCAGGGCAGUUUAUACCCUGUCUAUAGACUGUGAUACUGUGACUGAUCUGACCAGUUCUACUUAACCCAUAAUGACAUGGAUGACAAGUUGUACAAAGAGCACACAAUGUGAUGACAUUUUUAACUAGUUCAACAUAAUUUGAAAUUGUUUCAGUUUAUGUAUGUCAAAACCAGACAGUUAUAGGGCUUUGUUUAUACUCACCGUAUCCAGUGUACUCACAUACGACUUGCUAUAUGGCUGAAACAAUGUCGAUGCAACGUUAAAUAUCAAAUUUAAACUCACUCACUCACAUACGUCAUGUUUCAUGGGGUCGCAGAUGGCCCAGUCGACUCAGGCGCCACAAUCGGCUGUGCACAGCGACAUCCUUGGGCAAACCACAAGUUUAUGAUCGUGGGCUCAAAUCCCUGUCCUCUCCAGUUACUGGCAGUUAGGUUGCUAGGUUUGUCAUACUGGUGUCAUGGGUUUCAUCAAAGUGGCGGACAUCCAAGGCCUGUAUCUUUUGGG